AAAAAGAUUCGUAUUUUUUCGCACGUUUCUUCCUCUUUCUAUCUGAGCGAAUCGUCGUCAUCGCAAGAUCACGCUCACCCAUCCUACAUAUCUGUCGCCGUUAAUGUUAUAGCUGGGUAAUAUCUCCGGUCACGAGAGAAAUUUCGUAUCGUGGUCAAAGAAAAGAUGGGACAAAGGAGAUGGGUGUUCUUGCUGGCAAUGUUUGCUUUUCUUCUUUCCUUUUCAAGUGGAACAGUUCUCAAGUUGAAGAGCGAUGAUAGUCGACCUCUUUACAACCAUACUCUUACCAUGACGCUUGUGGAGUAUGCUUCUGCGGUCUAUAUGUCUGACUUGUCAGAACUCUUCAACUGGACGUGCAAAAGAUGCAAUGGUUUUACAAAGGGUUUCGAAGUAAUAGAGAUAAUAUUUGACGUUGAGCACUGCCUACAGGCAUAUGUUGGGGUGGCAAAGGACUUGAAUGCUAUCAUUAUUGCAUUCCGGGGUACUCAAGAACACAGCAUACAAAAUUGGGUCUCAGACUUGUUCUGGAAACAACUCGAUCUAAAUUACCCUGACAUGUCAGAUGCAAUGGUUCACCAUGGCUUUUACAGUGCUUAUCACAAUACAACUGUACGGCCUGCAGUGUUGGGUGCUGUACAACGAGCGAAGAAAUCCUAUGGUCCGAACAUCAACAUUAUGGUGACUGGUCAUUCAAUGGGAGGAGCCAUGGCUACCUUUUGUGGGCUAGACCUAGUAGUAAAUGGAGGAGAAGAAAACGUGCAGGUCAUGACAUUUGGGCAACCUCGUGUUGGGAAUGCAGCUUUUGCAUCUUACUACAGUUUGCUUGUGCCUAACACCUUUCGGAUCACGCAUGACCAUGAUAUUGUUCCUCAUCUGCCUCCUUACUACAACCAUUUUCCUCAAAAAACAUACCACCACUUCCCAACAGAGGUGUGGCUAAGAGAUGUCAGUUCUUUGAAUCAUAGUGUGGAGAAAGUUUGUGACAACACCGGUGAAGAUCCAACAUGCAGCAGAUCGGUGAAGGGCAAUAGCAUUUCAGACCAUCUAAGCUACUUUGGGGUAGAGUUGCAUUGUGAGACUUGGAGACAAUGCUCAAUAGUGAUGAGCCAUGAGAUGGAUAGAUUCAGCAAGAAGGAUUCAAAGGGUAACCUAAUCAUGUCGCGGACUGUUCCUUCCACGAACGGUAACAAAACAGAAUCUCUUAUCGAAAAUGGGGAUCUUUAGUAUAUAGAAAUCGGUUGAUUCAAGUCUUGGUCAAGCAAAGCUUGCGGUGUGGAGAAAGAAAGAAAGUGUAUAGAUACAUAUAAUCAAGACUUUGUAAAUAGGUUGUAGGUUGAUAGUAUGUAGCAGAAAAAAAAUGGAAAACCAGAUUAUAUUUUUUUAUACCAUGACCGCAUAUAUAUUUGAUUCAAAUAUGAAAAAAUGUAAAUGGGAUAUUGUAUGGUAACGAAAUAGUUU
Brassica oleracea var. oleracea is the source of this 1458-nucleotide messenger RNA. Its product is annotated as probable feruloyl esterase A. The coding region runs from base 166 to 1224 and encodes 352 amino acids. Lineage: Eukaryota; Viridiplantae; Streptophyta; Magnoliopsida; Brassicales; Brassicaceae. The transcript is spliced from 11 exons. Gene Ontology annotation, biological process: lipid metabolic process. The record is from RefSeq and is a predicted model, not a curated record.